Molecule: messenger RNA, 1041 nt
Organism: Salmo salar (Atlantic salmon)
Lineage: Eukaryota; Metazoa; Chordata; Actinopteri; Salmoniformes; Salmonidae
Source: RefSeq, a predicted model, not a curated record
AUGGGAAUUAGGAGAGCAGUCAACACGGUGGUUUUGAGACCAGUGGAUGGGCCGCCAGGCCACCGCCACCGGACCACCACCGGGCCACCGGACCACCACUGGGCCACCACCGGGCCACCGGACCACCACCGGUCCACCGGGCCACCACUGGGACACCACUGGGCCACCACCGGACCACCACCGGGCCACCACUGGACCACCACCGGGCCACCACUGGGCCACCACCGAGCCACCACUGGACCACCACUGGGCCACUACUGGGCCACCACCGGACCACCACCGGACCACCGGACCACCACCAGGCCACCCCUAGACCACCGGACCACCACCGGACCACCACCAGGCCACCACCGGACCACCACCGGACCAUCAGGCCACCACCGGACCACCGGACCACCAGGCCACCACCGGGCCACCGGACCACCGGGCCACCACCGGACCACCGGGUCACCACCGGACCACCGGACCACCACCAGGCCACCGACCACCGGACCACCGGGCCACCACCGGACCACCGGACCACCACCGGACCACCGGACCACCACCAGGCCACCACCGGACCACCGGGCCACCGGACCACCACGGACCACCAGGCCACCACCGGACCACCGGGUCACCACCGGACCACCGGACCACCACCGGACCACCGGACCACCACCAGGCCACCGGACCACCUCCGGACCACCGGGCCACCACCGGACCACCGGACCACCACCGGACCACCGGACCACCACCAGGCCACCACCGGACCACCAGGCCACCACCGGACCACCGGGCCACCACCGGACCACCGGGUCACCACCGGACCACCACCGGACCACCGGACCACCACCAGGCCACCGGAUCCCCGGGCCACCACUGGACCACCGGGUCACCACCGGACCACCGGACCACCACCGACCACCGGACCACCGGACCACCACCGGACCACCGGACCACCACCGGACCACCACCGGACCACCACCGGACCACCACCGGACCACCACCAGGCCACCGGACCACCGGGCCGGCUCGGAUUCAGACUCGCCAUGUGCUUGUUGA